AGGUCUGGAGGUCGGCUUCAUGUGUUCUGUAGCCUAUUUAAAAGGAGAUAUUCUGAAUGAUGAUGUUGUUCUACUACCACAACCACUAGGAAAUAACCAACCAAUGGGCUCACGGGAGUCAGUGUCUAUCAAUAAAUGCAAUGUUCAUAAUUGGGCGGCGGUGAGUGUUCACAGACAGACAGCGAUACUCCCAGUACCACGUCCAGGAUCUACUGGGACACCAGUACGCAUUCCGCUCCAGUCCAGGAGAAGUGGGAAUGCUUCCCGUACCGGGAGUGCCCGGCGGGGGGCGCCACCUCCAGCCGGGGACCAGAGAGAGUCUUUAACUCGUUGGUUUAUUUCUGGAUUCUUCAGCAUCUCAACACCUCCUCUGGCCUCCUCCACCCCGCAGACCUCCUCCAGACCCGCGAUGAGCCGCAGACGGACUCAUAGCUCCGCGGACGGCCUGUCGCCUGACCUCCACGCCGCCUUCAUGGAGACCCAGGCCCCCCCGGGGCCCCCCGGGCCCGCGGGCUCCGCGACCCGCAGCCACGGGGAUUUCCUUGAGUCGGACACCGACGAGGAGCUGCUGUGCUCGGUGAGCGACAUCACGGAGCACCUGGGGAGGAACGUCGCGCUGGUACUGGAGACGGCGCUCACCGAGAUCCGCAAGAUGGUGAGCGGGAGGAUCCGCGUCCUCAGGCUGGAGCUCCGGGAGAAGACGGACGAGAUCGAGGUCCUUAGGGCUAGGCUGGAGACCGUGCAGCGGGACGGCAGAGAACCUUUCCCGGGCGGCUUGUCGGUGGAGGCGUCGCUGCUCGGCUUCAGGAAGCACGGCGUCCCCGACCCGAGGAGGAUGAAGCCCGGGGUGAAGAAGGAGAACAUCAACGCUAUCUGUGAUUACCUGAUGAAGGACAAAAAUGCGAAAGGUAGCGAUCUGGAGGGCGACCACCAGAGCGACCCCCCAGCGGCCGACAGAGAGCCUCAGCCCGACCCCCUCGGCCUGUGGCCAGACAGCGGGAUGGCCGGCCCGGCGGCCGGGGACGGGGAAUCGGACUCGGCCGAGGACAUCUUCAACAUGUUGCCGUCGGGCAGCAAACGGAUCUACGACUACGAGUGGAUGGCGGGGAUGGAGUACACUGCUGACCUGAAGGGAAUGAGGGAACCCAAGUGCGAGCAGGGUCCCGAAGAGGAGACGGAGGAGGAGGUGGACCACUCCGCUAGUGAGGGGGACAGCGUGGAGCCGGCCCAGAGCCAGGCCCCCCUGGCCCUCCACCAGCCCCCCGAGUUCCACAUGGAGGCCCCUGAGUCCCCGCGGGACGGGCCCCGGGACCCUGGGCCGGGCAACGCAGACCGCCUGGAGACCGGGCCACAGUUCAGCAGCCACCACUACAUCUGCCCGCUGUGUGGGACCUUCUGCCCCGACUCCCUGUUCCUGGAGGAGCACCUCAAGCUGAUCCACUCGGACGUUCCGGGCGCCCAGGCCCUGCACGCCAUACAGUCCACCUCCGCCUCGGCGCUGGGGGAGCCCAGCGGGGACCCCCGGAGGGCGGCCCCCCGGCCCGUUGAGGGGGUCCCGGGGCCGGCCGCCGAGGCGGGGCCGGACGGGGCCCGGGCCUGGGGGCCCGCCCGACGGGAGCUGAAGACGGACGGCGGCUACGAGUGCAGCGACUGCGGCCGCCACUUCAACUACCUGGGCAACCUGCGGCAGCACCAGCGCAUCCACACGGGGGAGAAGCCCUUCAGCUGCCCCGAGUGCGGCGAGCGUUUCAGGCACGCGGCCCGGCUGAAGAGCCACCGGCUGGGCCACAGCGGAGCCCAGAGCCCCUUCCCCUGCCCUCAGUGCGGCAAGGGCUUCUCGGUGCUGUCGGGCCUGAAGCGGCACCAGCGCGUGCACACCGGGGAGAGCCCCUACGCCUGCCAGCAGUGCGGCCGGCGCUUCAAGGAGCUGGGGAACCUGUACACACACCAGAGGAUCCACAGCGGGGCUACUCCCUACUGCUGCCAGCACUGCGGACGCAGCUUCAGGCACCUGGGCACCUACAAGAGCCACCGCUGCACCCCCACCCAGUAGCUGGGGCCCCGAGGCACUGGGGCCAUCCCCCCCUGGCCUCAGCAGAGGGGCGCCCCCCCUGCCUGCUGAGCCCAGUGGGGGACAGCCCCCUCUAGUGGGGGUUGUCCCCCCCUGG
Molecule: messenger RNA, 2168 nt
Organism: Gadus chalcogrammus (walleye pollock)
Lineage: Eukaryota; Metazoa; Chordata; Actinopteri; Gadiformes; Gadidae
Gene: znf16l
Product: zinc finger protein 16 like
Exons: 3
Coding region: 20-2053 (677 amino acids)
Biological process (GO): regulation of transcription by RNA polymerase II
Cellular component (GO): nucleus
Molecular function (GO): RNA polymerase II cis-regulatory region sequence-specific DNA binding; DNA-binding transcription factor activity, RNA polymerase II-specific
Source: RefSeq, a predicted model, not a curated record